Molecule: messenger RNA, 2423 nt
Organism: Lingula anatina
Lineage: Eukaryota; Metazoa; Brachiopoda; Lingulata; Lingulida; Lingulidae
Product: homeobox protein six1a
Biological process (GO): regulation of transcription by RNA polymerase II
Cellular component (GO): nucleus; transcription regulator complex
Molecular function (GO): DNA-binding transcription factor activity, RNA polymerase II-specific; RNA polymerase II cis-regulatory region sequence-specific DNA binding
Source: RefSeq, a predicted model, not a curated record
AAGAUGUGAGCCCCACACGUUGGGUUGUUUUCACAAAGUUCAGCAGUGGCGGCAAUACAAGCGUUCCGAGGCUACAGUGACACUGUGCCAGUGCUCGCUAUGCUACACGAGCAGGGCUCACAAGUCCCAGUCACUAGUUCAGUUAAUCCCCAGGGUCCGCCCGCGACCAUGCUCCCUUCGUUCGGAUUUACCCAAGAACAAGUCGCAUGUGUGUGCGAAGUGCUACAGCAAGGUGGGAACAUUGAAAGACUGGCCAGGUUCUUAUGGUCUCUACCGGCCUGUGAACAUUUACACAAGAAUGAAAGUGUCCUCAAAGCCAAAGCCGUGGUAGCAUUCCACAGAGGCAACUUUAAGGAACUGUAUAAAAUUCUGGAGAGUAAUCAGUUUUCUCAGCACAAUCAUCCCAAGCUUCAGGCACUCUGGCUCAAGGCGCAUUAUAUUGAAGCAGAAAAACUCAGGGGCCGACCCCUAGGAGCAGUAGGGAAGUACAGAGUGCGAAGGAAAUUUCCACUCCCUAGGACUAUUUGGGAUGGGGAAGAAACUAGUUAUUGCUUCAAAGAAAAAUCCAGAACUGUUUUACGAGAAUGGUACGCGCACAAUCCGUACCCCUCCCCCCGGGAGAAAAGGGAGCUAGCUGAGGCAACAGGUCUGACAACGACACAAGUUAGCAACUGGUUCAAAAAUAGAAGACAGAGGGAUCGAGCGGCUGAGGCAAAAGAAAGAGGAGACCAUGCACCAAACGGAGAAAAUGGAGGCUUGGGAGAUACGUCUAAAGAUGAUUCUGAUCUUGAAUCCAGCUUAACAUCGCCAACCAAAAUCGAGCCCCCAGACCCACCAAAUAGUAUGUACGCCGAUUUGAAGCCGUCCCCGACGUCGAUGUCGUCUGGAAAUCCUUUGCAAUCAAUGCUGAACACUGUAGGGGGACCCGUGGGGGAACAUCAUUCGGUGAGCGGAAUGCUACAAGACUAUCACGCACUCUGAAAACGAUAGCAUUUACUAUACAUACACAAAUAUAUAUAUAUAUAGAAAUAUAUAUACAUUUACUUAUUCUAAAAUGAAAAUUUCCAUAUGUUAUGUUAUUCUGUCGUGUCUCCCCAGCGUUGCCAAAAACGGAACACAAGGCGUGCUGCUUUAAUUUCCUGGAUUUACAUAGUACUUGUGGUCAAAGACCAUUAUGGAAACAAACUCACUGUUCAAAUUUAUUGUCGUGUGUAUGUACGAACGUGGAGUUUUUUCAAGUUCUCUUUUUAUUUUUGGCGUUUUUUUUUAUUCUGUGGAUGGUGCUUCAUUCGAGAGAAUCAAAAAAGAUAUAGAGAAUUAGAUAUUUUAUUAAUAUCCUGUAAUUUGCCAAGCUUGUUUUCACUAGUCCAGCGCUCGCUCUGUGGUUUCAUCAAUUUUGAGCUCUUAAUUUGGGACUGCGUUUUUUUCUCACGUUUUUUAGCCUCGAUAUGAAUAUUUAAGUCCUCAUAAGCUCAGAAACGCAGCAGAACACUUGCACUGCCGAGUCUUAAAGGCAAGCGCUCUUAAUCGUGAUGAGGGCGCAAGUUUGACGACCGUGGGGAAUCCCUUCAUUCGGACAAAUUGUCUUGUUAGAUUUGACAGAACAUUUGGAAAUAGCAAGAAGAGUCAAAGACAGUUGCGUUAGGUCAACAUUUCACCGUCAAAACGCGAAAGAUUCGGCAGUGCUCUUGUUCUUCCCAAAAGGAGAUGCUUUAAACCAGUAUGGAGAGGGUCUUUGUUUGGUUUACUUACGGUAGGUGUUCCAAAAAGGAUUUUCGUUUUAAUUGAUGAAAAUGUUUAAGCUUCAUAAAAUUUUGAUUGAGAUGCCGGCAUUUCAUUUCAUUAUCUUAACGUUUCCCGUUUUAGAACUCUGUAAUUUCUAACGCAUUGUCCUGCUUAGUUGUAGUUUGUUAUGAUCAUGUUGUUAAUUAAAGAGAUAAAUGGAAAACAGUGUUUAGCUUAGCAAACUCUUCGGCCAAGAAAGCCGUUAAAUCUUAGUUAGAAAUAAUCUCAAAUACAAAAAUAACUUAGUAUGUCAUAGACGCUACUGGUGCUUUUUCUGUGCAAGUAAAUAUAUCUAUAUUUUUGAAACAGUCGCCUUCGCUUUUGAAAACUAUUCCUUUAUUAGACAGCGAGAUACAUUGAAGCGAGUGUCCAUUAGAAAGAGGUGCCUUUUCUUAUGAGAAAGUCAAAAUAACCACAGCGGUCGUUUUCCGUACUCUGAGCUGUAGACGGAUCAAAAGAAUUCCAUUUGUAUGUAUAUAAUAUAUUAUUUUACUUGUAAUUUUAUAUCGUGCAUAAUUUUUUCAGCUCUAGUAUUUGUAAUAUUAGACGCUUCCAAAGCUUGUUACUAUGGCGGUUGUCAUAUUUAUUAGAAUUACAAUUUAGAAUUCUUUAUAUUAAAAUCUUUCAAUAAAAAAUAU